Molecule: messenger RNA, 1176 nt
Organism: Brugia malayi
Lineage: Eukaryota; Metazoa; Nematoda; Chromadorea; Rhabditida; Onchocercidae
Exons: 9
Coding region: 1-1176 (391 amino acids)
Source: RefSeq, a predicted model, not a curated record
AUGUUUUCUGUUCCUGCUUUCUACUUACUGCAAUUCAAUUCUGCAAAAUAUCUGGGUUUUACUAACUUCAUGCCUCGUUUUGCAAUCCGAACAGUUUGCAAUUUAUUGGAUAGUGAAAUAGUCAAAAUUAGGAAUAAGGAGGAGGCACAUACAGCUUAUGGACUUGCUGGUGGGAAGUCGUUCUGGCUUGGAUUGAGAAGAGGAAAGAGGGAUUGGUAUUGGGAUACUAGUACCUAUGGAACUCGAACACAUUUUUUCUUUUGGCGUACAGGACAACCGGAUAUAACAGACAACAAAAAUUGUGUUUACGCAGCUUACGCAGGAGAGUGGAUGGCUGCUGACUGUGAUAACUUCCGCUCACCGAAAAUGGUGGGCUCGCGUGUCGCCCAAAAUCCAGAACAUCGGACUAUUUCCGAUGUUCUGGUAUAUCUAGAACGAGAACCUGUAAUGCUCCGUGCAUUACAGGAAUAUAUGCGCGAAAGGGAGCAGAUUGAAGACCUGCUCCUAACCUGCUUGGAGGAUACGGAGAGGAGGUCGGAGGUCGAAGGGCAGGAUGGAGAAGAACCGGUGCCUCAGGAGCAGGCAUUUUACGAAGAAGAGGCAGAGUGGGCCCCUCUGCCUGAAACUAAUGAUGCUGAUGAGGCCGAGAAUUGGCCAACGGAAGCAGAGUGGGCUCCUCUGCCGGAAAGCGAUGAAGAAACUGAGGCACCGGUGGCACCAAAUGCCGUCGCAGAACCGGUCGAAUCGGUUCGCGAACUCGUCCUAAGGACGAGGACGAUUAAUAUUCCGGUUCUGGCGACGCAUACAUCGGUUGCGGCAGCACCGGAAGAAUUCCACCCCGCUGAUUUAGGGGAUCUUCCGGAGCAGCUCCGACGGGAGUUGCUAGUGCCGCAAGCAGAACCAUACACGGUGGUUCAAGCGAAUGAAGAGAGGAACAUCGUGUGUGGUAUCUGCGGCAGGCAGUUUGCUACAUUGAAAGGGUGGCGUAUUCACGCCUCGAGAAUGCAUAAGCAGGAUGGUAAGUUUUUGCGCUCGUUGUGGCCAUUACCUCCUGCUGCCACCCGGAUUCACGGCCGCGCAAAAGAGAGCGGCGACAGAAGUUCACGCUCUCGAUUGGUGCCCGAGAGCGUGUGCGGCCGUGAUCAACGAAAGGCAGGUCAAGCGCCGCAGACUUGA